Molecule: messenger RNA, 2491 nt
Organism: Cadophora gregata
Lineage: Eukaryota; Fungi; Ascomycota; Leotiomycetes; Helotiales; Ploettnerulaceae
Exons: 3
Coding region: 110-2206 (698 amino acids)
Biological process (GO): phosphatidylinositol dephosphorylation
Cellular component (GO): endoplasmic reticulum
Molecular function (GO): phosphatidylinositol-4-phosphate phosphatase activity
Source: RefSeq, a predicted model, not a curated record
AGUAAUUCGAAGCUCCCCCUCCAACAACCAACAUCCAAUGAUUGCAUGAAGGGAUUUGCAGAUUAUACAACCCAGCUCUAGCUGCCACUCUUCUGCAACUUUCACAAUCAUGGCUUCCCUACCUUUCCGGGACAUCAAUGUCCAUGCUUCUGCGUCGCAUUACGCCUUCACAUCACCUUCAACACCUUCUGCGCCAACACUGGUAGUGGACCGUCCGACUGGUGACCUACGUCUGAAUGAUGGGGCUUUAUUGGGAGGAAAGAGAGUGUCAAGUAUUGCUGGCAUACUGGGAAUGAUUAAGUUGCGAUUGGACAAAUAUAUCAUUGUCAUUACAAAGGCACAACCGAUGGGUAGAUUGAAAGGGCAUAUGGUGUACAAAGUCAUUGCAACGGAAUUCCUUCCUCUCCGUGAACGACCCCUCCACGAUCCAGAGGAAGACAACUACCUCUCCCUCCUCAAGACCUUUAUUAAGUCUGGGCCAAUGUACUUUUCGUACUCUUUCGAUAUCACAAACACCUUCCAGCGUCAAUCGCAAAUCGAUCAAUCUGCUCCUUUCUGGAAGAGAGCUGACGACCGCUUUUUCUGGAACAAGUUCAUUCAGUCCGAUCUGAUUGAUUUCAGAUCCUCAGGAACCCGAAAUCAACAUGGGCAGCAACCAGCAGUCGACCCAUAUAUUCUACCUGUCAUGUUUGGAAUGAUGGAGAUAGCUUCAACGCGCAUAAGAUCAACACCGUUGACCAUGGUUCUGAUUACUCGGCGAUCACGUCACCGUGCAGGCACAAGAUACUUCUCGAGAGGAAUUGACGAGCAAGGACAUGUCUCGAACUUCAAUGAGACGGAGCAGAUCAUUAUCUUGAAUGACAGCACAAGUGGACUUGGUGGUUUUGCCGGUGGUAAUGGAAUGCAGAAUGGAAAGGUUGGAGGAUCGGGUGGGAAGGAAGUGCAGAUUAUGUCCUAUGUUCAGACCAGAGGAAGUGUUCCAGUGUAUUGGGCCGAGGUCAAUACUCUGCACUAUACCCCCAAACUUCAAAUUCGAGGUGUUGAGACAGCAGUGAAGUCUGCCAGACUUCAUUUCGAAGAGCAGAUCCGCCUGUACGGAGACAAUUUCUUGGUCAACCUGGUAAACCAGAAGGGUAGAGAAGUGAGAGUUAAGGAGGCUUAUGAGCAGAUGGUUAAACUACUGGUUUCAGCACCAGCAGAAGGAACUCAGCAAGACGAACGAUCAGAUGAGAAAUUCCAUGUUGUCGAGCCGUCCGGUCGAAGAUCAGAGAUGGAUCGAUUACACUACGUAUACUUCGACUUCCAUAACGAGACGAAGGGCCUCCAGUGGCACCGAGCCCAGCUCCUGCUCGACCGUCUCCACGAUUCCCUAGAACAGCAACAAUAUUUCCGUGGUGUAGACAUGCCAGCUGAUCUGGAAGGCCGCCUCGAUGUGCGAAACCACCAAACAAGUGUCGUCCGAACCAAUUGCAUGGACUGCCUUGACCGAACCAACGUCGUUCAGAGCAUGCUUGCACGAUUUACAUUGAACAGACAACUCGCAGAUCUCGGCGUCUUAUCUCGUGGCGAGACCUUCACAACCGCCGAUCCUGCUUUCGAGGUUCUCUUCCGCAAGCUUUGGGCAGACAACGCCGACGUCGUCUCGAAAUCCUACUCUGGAACUGGAGCUCUCAAGACAGAUUUCACACGCACAGGCCAAAGAACUAAGGCUGGUGCGCUUCAGGAUCUCCAGAACUCCAUCACGAGAUACGCGAAGAACAACUUCGCUGAUGGUCCAAAGCAAGAUGCAUUCGACCUCUUCCUCGGAAACUUCCUCCCAAAUUCCGCCACCAACCGCGUUUUCGUGGAUAGGAGACCAUUACUCAUCCAAUCCAUUCCAUAUAUUCUGGCCUUCGCCCUUUUCUUUGUUUUCGUUGGGAUCUUCACUCGUCGACUCCCCGACGCUGCCGUUCUACCCGUACGAAUCUUCAUAAUCUUCUGGUUUGUGGUUGCUGGGUGGUGUUUGAACUUCAUAUACAGUAAUGGGAUGCUCUACGUCAACUGGCCGAAACUCAACCCCAGACCCUGGGCAACAGAAGGCUACAACGACGCUUUCAACAACGUCCGCAAAGACAAAGUUAUCGGUGGUCUUGUCGCCAGACACGAGAGAGGACUCAGUACAGCACGCUAUACGAAUGCUGAGGAGGGGAAGAAGAGGAUCGAAUAAUUCUGUCGGUCACAAUCCAGUAGCGACUCUAUCUUCUACUUUGUUCCCUUUACUUUUGCAAUUGUCUUUUUCUGUCUACUCAGCACACUACAGCACAGCACAGUACGCAUUCUGCAGCGGCAAUGCACGGCAUGACAGGAACUCGGAACGUGUCUAGAUCAUCGGGUUGGUGAAAUCGACAGUUUGUUAGUGGAAGAAAUAGCAGAUAUACUAUAGACCAUAGCUUUCACCGUAUGACAGAUACAGGAUUGUUUGUAUGAUAAAUCGACAAUUGUUAAGUUCAAA